AUGUCAAUUCACUAUAGUUUCAUAGCUCGCGACUCUGAGAUGAUCGUCUUUGAAAUCUUGCUUAAUAAAGAUUACGCACAAAAGCCAUUUAAGCGAGAUAUUAAAGAUAAAAUUGUAGAUUUGGAUUCGAUACCAACUGAGAGUAGACCAGCAAGGGAAUAGACAAGCAACUUUGGUAACUCAAAGGAUGAUCUUAAACUAUCUAUCUUUUACUCUACAGUUUAUUUUGGCUGUGUAACUGACUCAGGAUAUCCAGAGGAAAAAUUAUACAGAUUUUUAGAAGAUCUUAAGAAAGAAUUUUCAGCUAUUUAUAAAGGAAAUCUGGGUUACAUCUUUAAACAGACAAAUUUAACACCGAACUGCUAUGAUAAGGCAUUUAAAGCUGCUUUUAAUAAGGUUUUGGAUAAUUAUAAUACUGGUAUUAGCAAUAAAAAUCUAUAAAAUGCCUUUAGAAAAGUCGAGGAAGUCAAGGACAUUGCUGCCAGGUCGAUUACAACAAUGAUUGAUAAUAACAAGGAGACUGAGUAAUUACUAAGCAAAUCACAAUCAACCCUAAUGCUUGCCAAAGAUUUUGAGAAAAACUCUGAGGCUCUAGAAAAAACAAUGGAAAGAUAGAAUUUCUGGUUAUGCUCGAAGAAAUGCAUAAUUAUGUUUGGAGGUGGUGCAAUUAUUGUUAUUCUACUCUAUGUAAUUCUAAGUUUCAUGUUUUGUGGAAAUGCCAAUAUGUUUGGAGGUUGUGAUAGUUGA
This is a messenger RNA of Stylonychia lemnae, 747 nucleotides long. The record is from the annotation of a GenBank genome assembly. NCBI's taxonomy places the organism in Eukaryota, Ciliophora, Spirotrichea, Sporadotrichida, Oxytrichidae.